Puntigrus tetrazona (Sumatra barb) is the source of this 1555-nucleotide messenger RNA. It is a transcript of the gene sys1, whose product is annotated as SYS1 golgi trafficking protein. Gene Ontology annotation, cellular component: trans-Golgi network; Golgi membrane. Lineage: Eukaryota; Metazoa; Chordata; Actinopteri; Cypriniformes; Cyprinidae. Gene Ontology annotation, biological process: protein localization to Golgi apparatus; Golgi to plasma membrane protein transport; Golgi to endosome transport. Bases 298 to 768 code for a protein of 156 amino acids. The record is from RefSeq and is a predicted model, not a curated record. The transcript is spliced from 4 exons.
GAGAAACGCGCACGCGAGCGAUGACGUCACGCCCCGGACAGCGGCUCCGAGUUUCGCAUCCGGUUGAGGAUAUCGUUAUUAGCGUUGCGAUAAAGCGUUGCCUGCCCGUAACCUCGAUCUGUCAGCCGCCCCGUCGACCUCGGAGUCGCCCCACGGAUGUGUCUUUGUGUUUUCGCAGCGUUACAGUCCUCACAGACGGAUGUCAACAAAGUCGCUGGUUGAGGCUCUAAUCUUUCUGUCAAGCUUCCCAUCGAGCCGGUUUGGGGACGUGUGUCUGUCCCCCUCAUCUCCCGCGGGAUGGGCAGUCAUUUCCGCAGUUACGUCUGGGAUCCGAUCCUCAUCAUUUCCCAGAUUGUCCUCAUGCAGUGCAUCUACUACAGCUUCUUAGGUCUGUGGUUGGCUGGAGUUGAUGGUUUGGUCCAUACCAGCAGAUCACUCGACCAGAUAUUUAGUUACGAGGUUCUUGGCUUUUCAACAACACAGGGUCGCUUGUCUAUGAUGGCGUUCAUUCUGAAUUCUCUUACAUGUGCUCUCGGCCUGUGGUUUUUCAUCCGACGGGGGAAACAGUGUCUGGACUUCACGGUGACGGUGCAUUUCUUUCACAUGAUCGGCUGCUGGAUCUAUAACGCCCAUCUCCCAGCCGCCCUGUCAUGGUGGUUGGUAAACGUGGCCUGCAUGGCCCUCAUGGCGGUCAUCGGCGAGUACCUGUGUAUGCGGACGGAGCUCAGAGCCAUCCCUGUCAACACGGCACCCAAAUCCAACCUAUGAGGACCGUUUAGAGACCGAUGUGUAUGAGGUCGCGCACCGGCAGGACUGGCGUGUUGACGGAUGCUGCUGUGGCUUUCUGAGAGACCGAGGAGAAGUGACUUGGAUGUUCUGGUCACAUCACUGUAUUUAAUCCGGAUGGCGUUGAGAUGGUCGCGCUGCAAUGCACGAUUAUCCCGCGACUCUAUCGGCGACACGGCAGCAUUCGCGUAAUUUCUAAAUUACUAUUGUAAUUAUUCUCAUUCAGGACCAACACUUUAUCAUUCAUGGAUGGCUACUGAAGAUAUAAAAGUGACGGUCCGUUUUAAAAGCGUGACUCUUAAUCUAAAUAAAAUGCUAUGUAUUUCUAAAAAACUUGGAUAACGGUUCCUAUUGCUUUGGAAAGAAAUAAGAUAUUGUAAAGUGGUUUUCGUGUUUUAUCAAGACAUCCUUUUAGGAAUACCAAGGGCACAAUUGCAUUGACCGUAGUUUAUUAAACCAGUUUCAGUCACUGAUGAGCAUAUUAUUCCAAAAGACAGUUAAAAGUUACUGGCUACUGUGUUUUUCGUUUGUUUGUUUGUCCCAGAGAAUCCUAUUUCUCAGUUAUGCCACAUUAAGGAAGUAACAUGGGUUGCUAAUAAUACGCGUAUGCAUGUAUUUUGCAUAAAUGCAUGUAUUUUGACCCACAUGCCUGUCAGAUGCCAUCGAAGAAUUGCUUGCGAGAAGUAUUUGAGUGACAUGAACCUUGAACUUUUUGAAGCAAGUCCAAAUCAAAUAUUCUGCAAUAAACAAGAAAACUGCAACAUCUGUA